CUAGAGGCAUCAAAGAUUUGUCGAUAGCUGUGCGUCGCAGCCUGCAGUAAACAGGAAACUAGUUUGCUAGUAGGAAAGGAGAGGACUGUGCAUCUUUUUUAUUUUUGAAAAUGCGGAGUGUGCGGUUCUGCUGAAUCUUGAAUCAUGACCAGAGGAUGAGCUGUCUGUCGGUGCUGCAGUCGUGAGCCAGGCUGAGCGCCCAAUGGCCGAGGUAGCAGUUUUUAUUUCCUCCAUCUGGCUCCUUAAGUUGAAAGAAGGCCCUUGUAUUCGGAGUGGACGCGAGAUCUUUGCCCUUUUCGAGAGGAGAAAGCAAAGAACUGCUAGUAGUUGAUGUGGAAAUCAGGUAUAUAUAAAGUUAGCUAGCGAUGAGUGGGAGUGGGGAGGACCAGCUAUAUUUAAAACGUGUGCCAAUGCUUAUUAUGUAAGAAGUGCGCUCUCAUGGUAUCUCAAUUUUUGGCUGAGUUUACAUAUGAUUUGAGGCUCCAACUUAAUCCCCUUACAUUAAUUGUCAGGGCUCACCAUCGUAACAUACGGACAUCCUGAAAGUCUGUUUUUCUAAAGAUUGGUUUUAACAAAUGGCAGAAUUUUUCCUUAUUUAAUUGGAUGGGCAGAGAAAGGUGAUUACUGAUGAAUGAUAGUUUUUGUUUUUAUUCUUUUGAUGGGGAAAAAGACGUAAAAACUCAGCCUUAAAAUAUUUGAUUAGUAUACUGAAUUCUUGUAAAUUGGAUCUUGUGGCAUUCUUAUUUGUCUUUUUAAAAGGAGUUUAUCUUAGGAGCUGUGAAACUUCUUUUGGUAAGAUCACAGUUCCCAUUUCUAUUAUUUGACAUACGCUGACAUAAAUCAGAGUGAGCUGUGACUAAAAAUCCCAUUUUUCACCUUAUUCAGAAUGGUUUGAUUUCUUCAAUAUUCAAAACCAAAAUGCAAUGUUUUCAGGAAACUAUAGAAUGAAACCCCCUAUUUCCUGCGUUUGCACCGUGCCACGUUUUGCUUGCACAAGGCAUUACUGUGUGUGUAAGUGGCAUUGCUGCUUCCAAGCCUGGAAAUUUCAUUUAAUGAAGUUGUCCUUUUCUGGGUUAGCAUUUGGUGCUUUUUUGCCAUUAUUGGAAAGAAAGGCUUUUUUAAAAAGCUGUUUUACUGGGUAUAGCAUUUUUCAGUUUCAGUCAAUUCAGUUUGCUAAUCGCUGAGACAUUGUUUUGGGGUAUGACUUUCUCAGUUCCCACAGUUCAAGGAGGAAGUUUUAAAAUCUUGCAUGGCAGGUAAACUGGAAGUAUUUGAGCAGGGCAGGAAGGAACUUAAAUAUAUGUGGCUUUAGGGCAGUAGCAAGCAUUUUCUUUGCUGUUGGCUCUCCUGCUUAUUUUGUAAGAUUAUUUAGUAUUGUUAGGUUUUAAGAGAAUUUGAGUUCCCUCUGACUCAGAAUAUCAUCAUUAGUUUGGUAUGACAAUAAGAUAAAUUAGACUUGAAUCAAACUUCUAAGAGGUAUAAAAAUCUCUUUACUUCAGGAAAGAAGACACCAUUUUUAUACUUCAUGUUGGUGAUACAGCCAUUUGAAGGUCUGCUCCAAGAAAAAACAUGGCUGCAAAGGAGAAGCUGGAGGCAGUGUUAAAUGUGGCCUUGAGGGUGCCCAGCAUCAUGCUGUUGGACGUGCUGUACAGAUGGGACGUUAGCUCCUUCUUCCAGCAGAUCCAAAGAAGUAGCCUCAGUAACAACCCUCUUUUCCAGUAUAAGUAUUUGGCUCUUAAUAUGCAUUAUGUAGGUUAUAUCUUAAGUGUUGUGCUGCUAACCCUGCCAAGGCAGCAUCUGGUUCAGCUUUACCUCUAUUUUUUGACGGCCCUGCUCCUCUAUGCUGGACAUCAGAUCUCCAGGGACUAUGUUAGGAGUGAACUGGAGUCUGCCUAUGAAGGACCAAUGUAUUUAGAACCUCUCUCCAUGAAUCGGUUUACCACAGCCUUAAUAGGUCAAUUGGUGGUAUGUACUUUAUGCUCCUGUGUCAUGAAAACGAAGCAGAUCUGGCUCUUUUCAGCUCACAUGCUUCCUCUACUGGCACGGCUCUGUCUGGUUCCUCUGGAGACCAUUGUUAUCAUCAACAAAUUUGCUAUGAUUUUUACUGGAUUGGAAGUUCUGUAUUUUCUGGGGUCUAAUCUUUUAGUCCCUUAUAACCUUGCUAAGUCUGCAUAUAGAGAAUUGGUUCAGGUAGUGGAGGUGUAUGGUCUUCUAGCCUUGGGAAUGUCCCUGUGGAAUCAGCUGGUAGUCCCUGUUCUUUUCAUGGUUUUUUGGCUUGUCUUAUUUGCUCUUCAGAUUUACUCCUAUUUCAGUACUCGGGAUCAGCCUGCGUCACGUGAAAGGCUUCUUUUCCUUUUUCUGACAAGUAUUGCUGAAUGUUGCAGCACUCCCUACUCGCUUUUGGGUUUGGUCUUCACAGUUUCUUUUGUUGCCUUGGGUGUUCUGACCCUCUGCAAGUUUUAUCUGCAGGGUUAUCGAGCUUUCAUGAAUGAUCCUGCCAUGAACCGGGGCAUGACGGAAGGAGUCACACUGUUGAUCUUGGCGGUGCAGACAGGCCUGAUUGAGCUGCAGGUGGUGCACCGGGCCUUCCUGCUCAGCAUCAUUCUCUUCAUUGUCGUGGCUUCUAUCCUCCAAUCCAUGCUGGAGAUAGCCGACCCCAUCGUGCUGGCGCUUGGAGCUUCUCGAGACAAGAGUUUGUGGAAACACUUCCGUGCUGUGAGCCUUUGUUUAUUUUUACUGGUAUUCCCUGCUUAUAUGGCUUACAUGAUUUGCCAGUUUUUCCACAUGGACUUUUGGCUUCUUAUCAUUAUUUCAAGCAGCAUUCUCACCUCUCUUCAGGUUUUGGGAACACUUUUUAUUUAUGUGUUAUUUAUGGUUGAGGAAUUCAGAAAAGAGCCAGUAGAAAACAUGGAUGACGUCAUCUACUAUGUGAAUGGCACGUAUCGCCUGCUAGAGUUCUUGGUGGCCCUCUGUGUGGUGGCCUAUGGUGUCUCAGAGACCAUCUUUGGAGAGUGGACAGUCAUGGGCUCCAUGAUCAUUUUCAUCCAUUCCUAUUACAAUGUGUGGCUUCGUGCCCAGCUGGGCUGGAAGAGCUUCCUACUCCGCAGAGAUGCUGUGAAUAAGAUUAAAUCAUUGCCCAUUGCUACGAAGGAGCAGCUUGAGAAACACAAUGAUAUAUGUGCCAUCUGUUACCAGGACAUGAAAUCUGCUGUGAUCACCCCUUGCAGCCAUUUCUUCCAUGCAGGCUGUCUCAAGAAGUGGCUGUAUGUCCAGGAGACCUGUCCUUUGUGCCACUGCCACCUCAAGCACUCUGCCCAGCCCCCAGGCUCUGCAGCAGAGCCAGCAUCCCCACCUCACACUGGUGUCGAGCCCCAUGGUGGGCUGCAUCCUCCUGGGCAAGAGCCACCUCAAGGGACCAUGGCACAGGAAGGUUCCAGGGACAAUGGUGAGUGCAUUCCCACAAGUUCAGACAGCCCUGAGGGGGCUCUCGGUCCCCGGGAAUGUCCUGUUAGCUCAAACGAUGUGACAAGUCCGAUGGGGUUCAGCCUAGAAGAACAGCAUCAGGAGUGACCUGGGGACACUGGAGCAGAGGACACGCACGUGAAGUCGUGCUCAGACUUGGAGGGAAUGUAAGAGGGGGUCGGGCAUGAGCCAUGACAUUCCACAGAGUGGGGCCGCCUGCUUCCGUCUCCUUGAUGUUGUGGGAAGAAGUUUGUGAGGCCUCCUCAUCACAGAAUAUCUGUACAUCUGUGCUGUCGUCGUGUGGAGGUUCAUCCAGAAAAUUAGCCUUGGCAACUUCGCAGACUGCUCCUGAUUGUGAGGGAUGGAUAAAACCAGCACUCGGUGUCUGAAGGGGCUGAAGAAAGGAGGCCACAGAGCACGAGACCAGCCUGAGAAGAAGCAGGCAGAGGGGGACCAGGAUCGUCUGUCACAGAGUGUGAGCGGUGGUGACUGGCCUUUUUCCUCCACCACCUUCCUCUAGUAAUUGGAACUCAGGUGAAAUACUGAGUUUGGACAGCACUGAAACAAAAUCAAAGAUGUCAAAGCAUUGAUUGUAUUCCCAGACCAAAGCACGCGCAGACUUCGCAUGUGCUGUAGGGGUGGGGCGGGGGGCGCGGGCCUGCCGGGUACGUUCAUGUAAUCCAAGACUCUUGACCUCUAUGAUGGAGUCUUCAAUAUUUUGAUGUAUAUGAGACUUUUGUUAAUAUAUUGUAUACUGUGUUGGCUGUGUGAAGUAAACUAAAACUCUGAUGAACACUUUGGAGUCCGCUUCAGUGUAGGAAACCAAAGUGGGAAGGGCUUUAGGGCACUGAGAGAGCCCCCAAGUGUACUUUCCAAUCUUGUGUAAUGUUUAAUUCUUGCAACUGAAUCAAAACAGUGUUAAAUUCAUGGCGAUAUUUGCACUUGGGGAAUGAGUACAUAACUGUAUGACCACACUCUGCAAAUGCCACUUUUAAAGCUGUUAAUAGACUUUGCACCUUUUCUUUGACAAGGAUGUGUCAUACUCAGAUUUUUACAUUCAUCAUGGUUACAGGUAGAACUGGGGAGGGGGGAAGGUAAUUUUCUAUGGGAAUUUUGAUAUGAAAAGAAACUAGUCCUUUAUUUAUACAAUAGGCUUGACUCAAAAAGUGUUUUUCAGACUUGGUAUUCUUAAUGUGGGAUGUGACUUUAUUUUAUUUUUAGUAGCAAAUUUGGAUGUAGACUGACAGACAUAGCUGAAUGUCUCAAUAAAUUUAAAUUUGAAGAUAAUGUUGUUUUGC
This is a messenger RNA of Talpa occidentalis (Iberian mole), 4760 nucleotides long. RefSeq names its product ring finger protein 145 (gene RNF145). Gene Ontology annotation, molecular function: zinc ion binding; ubiquitin protein ligase activity. Bases 1570 to 3570 code for a protein of 666 amino acids. The record is from RefSeq and is a predicted model, not a curated record. Gene Ontology annotation, cellular component: endomembrane system; endoplasmic reticulum. Lineage: Eukaryota; Metazoa; Chordata; Mammalia; Eulipotyphla; Talpidae. The transcript has 11 exons.